Molecule: messenger RNA, 2109 nt
Organism: Leishmania major strain Friedlin
Lineage: Eukaryota; Euglenozoa; Kinetoplastea; Trypanosomatida; Trypanosomatidae
Exons: 1
Coding region: 1-2109 (702 amino acids)
Molecular function (GO): RNA binding
Source: RefSeq, a predicted model, not a curated record
AUGAAAACCGCACACGACCUCAAUCAGUACAGGCUUGACUUCCUCGAGCUCAAGGCUUUGAGUAUUCCGUCAUCGCUGCGCUUCUUGCUCGGUAUCGAGUAUGAUGUGGUACUUUGCGUGAACGAGGUGGGUACUCGCCGUCCAUUCCGCCUCCACUUUCCCGUCUUCGCGCCGACGCUCCGUAAGCUGCUGUCACUCUGUGCCAGGCGGUUUGGACUGGACUGCGAGCACGGUGAGGCGGAGUCUGUCCUGACAGGCACCGCCUCGAUGCCGCUGCUGCAGUACGCCGAUUAUCUGCCCGGGGCUCUUCACGUUAAGGAGAUCCUGGAAUGCCUGCAGGUGAAGCCGGCUGCGAAGGCCAAGAAGUGGAUGAGCCCCGCCGCCUGUCCUGCUUUGCCCUCUGCGUCUGCGGGGUCCGAUGCGACCACUGACAACGCCGCCGCUACCGCUGGAACCAGUAACGAGUUUGAGGCAAGCUUCAUCGACUACUCCGAGUUUUCGUCCGACAGCUCGCUCGACGAUGUGCACGGAUUGGGCUUUUAUCUGCUGCUCGAUUACGGCUUGAGCCUCGCUACCCACAGCCACCUUGUCGGUAUCCGCUUUCACAAGGACUGGGACCCAGCGGAGGCGCUGCGUGAGUUUCAGGAGUUCAGUGGCUGGUCCGAGUUUGACCUGCGCUACCACGAUGAGCAGCGGCCACACGACGGCGGUGUCAUCAUUAUGCCGUCCUCCCAAGAUGCCUGCGACCUCCUGGAGAAGUACGAGGACGAGGACUCGGACGACGAAGGCGAUCUGCUACCAUUCAUCCUCCGCCCUGUCUCCCCACUCGUUCCCGUGCCCUCGCUCGAGGACGCCACCCUACGCAAGUUACGCGACCAGCACUGGGACGAUGUAAAGAAGCAUUGGACGCACCUGCCGCACACUCUGAACACCGUCGUUGUGUACAACCUGUACGAAGGCGCGACAUUAACAGAGGUGCUAUCGUUCUUCGAGCCGCUGCCGAUUGUCUCGUCGGCGUUUGUUGAGGACAAGGCGCCAUCUCACCGUCGCCGCGCCUUCAUCACGUUCGCGAACCUUGAGGCGACGCGCAAGGCGCUGGAUGUGGACGGCAAGAACACUCGCGGGUGUACGUUGCGAGUGCAGGUGUCGCCUCCGUACAUCUCUCCCAGCCGCCGCGGCAAUCCAGUGAAAACGGAGCGCGACAGCCAUGGCGCAGGUGACGGCUUCGCAAAGACGGUGUGCGGCGGUGCUGCCGCAAGCACGGCGGCUCACAACUCCUGCAGGAGCGCUUCGCCGACCUCUAGCCCUUCUCUCCAAAUCAUUGACAACACCACAACCGUGUUGCACGGGAAGGCCAAACCCGCUGGCAACGGGAAUGGGGGCGCUGCUUCUGAUACCUCCUCUGUCGCUGCCGCCCACGUAGGUGCUGCGUCGAUUCCAACCGGCAAAUCCGAGGCGAGCAUGGUGCGGCCGGUCGCCACUUCUCCUACGCCAGCGUAUGUGGUGCAAGCAGGGUCGACGCUACCUGCUGCUGCUGCCGCCCAGAAUGCCAGCUCCUUUGCUGGCUUUGUCGAUCGAGCCGCAGCGGUGGCGGGGGCGAUCGCAGCGAGAGCUCAUGCCAUUGCAGCCGCCUCCGCAGCUCCGAUUUCGCCACCGAAAGCGACGGGCGGCGGAGCUGCGCCUGCCGCGUCCGGAGCUGAAAAAGACAAGCGGAUUGACGUCAUGUCCUCGCCGGGUGGUUCGCACAUGAACGCCGCUGCAAAGGAGUUUGUCCCUCAUUUUCAGCUCAGCGCCAAUUCCCCCGAGUAUCGCCCCGCACCGCCGCCAAAAAUCGAGGCGAUGUACGGCGACUACGCUGGUCUGUCGAGUCUCCGUGAUGGCGUCGGGUUUCCACCGCCGCCUCCACCACCACCGCCGCCGUCCUACGUGGAGGCGCUCAGCCCUGCACCAGAGUACCGCCCCGCACCGCGCUCGUCACGUCUCUCGCACGUCGGUGCCUCGCCGAGCUUGCCGCCGUACGCGUUGCCUCCUCCGUACGUUGCAGGUGGGGAUGACGUGGAUGACAUGUUUCCGCCCCCACCACUGCCGCCGCCGUACUUGGGCGACUGA